AUGUCUGGGUCAUUUUUAUCAGAUUUUUUAGUAGGAAGCAUAAGUGCUAGUAUUGGAAAAACUGCUGUAGCACCAUUAGAAAGAGUUAAGCUAUUAUUACAAUUACAGCAUGCAAGUACUCAAAUGGACCCAGACAAACAUUAUAAAGGAAUUACAGAUUGUUUUAAAAGGGUUUACCAUGAACAAGGAUUUUUAUCAUUUUGGCGUUAUGUACAUAAAAUGGCCAGAGGCGAGCGACUCGUCCCUCCGUGGCGGGUGUACUUAUGUAUACCGGACGUGGUUUUUGGGUGUGAAGAGCUGCUCAAGGGAAGGGUUAGUCUCGAGGCGAGAGGCCCAGCACAGUUUCCGCUGAUUUUAUGGCCUGACCAGGCAGUUUUUCGUAUUCUUUUUUUCCAGUAUCGCCGAGGCCCAGACUCAGUAUCCGAAAGAGGCAGGGUGAAUUACUUGCCUAGGCUUCUCCCCGAAUCCCUCAAGGGGUUGAGUUCUUUCUCGGAGAUAAUCCGGAAAAGAGGGGAAGGCGAAGGCGCAAGUCUCUCCAGUCUAAAAGGGGUCACGAAAAGGGGCGAUCUGGCCGAGUUACGCAGGAUUGGGUAAUGCUGGCGCUUGAGUUGGAAAUCGUGGUUCCGGCAAAAUCCGUAUCAGGAGGGAAAAUUACAACUACCGAGAAGCCGGGGUUUCAGCCUGGGCUCAAUUUGCCUUGAGGGAGUCCACCCCAUAGUGACUUCGUCGCUGCAGAACGCACAGUGCUUAGGAAGUGGAGACUAUAAUGCCAGUCGUUAAUCUAAUCUAAUCAUUUUGACGUGGAAAUCUUGCUAAUGUUCUGAGGUAUUUCCCUACCCAAGCAUUUAAUUUUGCAAUUAAAGACUUUUUGAAUAAACACUUUAACAAAUAUAGCAAAAAAGAAAAUUUUAGGAAAUUUAUGUUCGCUAAUAUAUUGUCUGGAGGGCUUGCUGGGACUGCUUCAUUGCUUGUAGGAUAUCCAUUAGACUUCAUCCGCACAAGACUUGCGGUAGAUAUAGGGAAAAUCUCACAGGAAAGAGAGUUCAAAAGCUUAACAGACUGUGCAUUAAAGAUAAUAAAACAUGAUGGAAUCCUUGGGCUUUAUAAAGGAACAUUAAUUUCUAUUCCUAUAUUUUUUAUUUAUAGAGGUUUAUAUUUUGGGUUAUAUGAUACUUAUAAAGAUUCUAUCCCAGAAGGGCGUUUUGAUGUUUUAAUUAAAUUUGCAUUGGCUCAAUCAGUAACUAUAUUCGCUGGACUUUUUGUAUACCCAUUAGAUACUGUGAGAAGAAGAUUAAUGAUGCAAGCUGGAAGGAAAGAUGUUAUUUAUCAAAAUACAUUGGAUUGCGUUAAAAAGAUCUAUGCUAAUGAAGGUGGGAGUAAAGCAUUUUUUAAAGGAGCUUUAGCAAACUUAAUAAGAAGUGCUGGAGGAGCAUUAAUUUUGGUAUUUUAUGAUUCAAUUAAUGAGACACUGUUUGGAGUUAAGAAACAUAAUAAACAUUAA
Molecule: messenger RNA, 1501 nt
Organism: Blepharisma stoltei
Lineage: Eukaryota; Ciliophora; Heterotrichea; Heterotrichida; Blepharismidae
Source: the annotation of a GenBank genome assembly